AAUUUAUGCUCUGUACUGCAAUUUUUUUAAUUUAAAAUUUGUUUAAAAAAUAUUUUAUUGGAUCAGAUUUUUGUAUUUAAUUUGUUAAAUAAGUCAUUGUUUGGUAAUCAUAUGUCUUCGGGUGUUGUUCUACUCAAAAUUUGCAUUAGAUUACUGAAUACCUCUUCAAGAUGACAACUGUGAUGAGCAACAACGUUAUUAAAAUAUCCACGAGUAAAUCGCCAGCUAAAAAUAUAGUCAUCAAUUCGGAAUCUCGAUACCCAAAAACUUGUGAUUACUGUCGCGACAUAUUCAACUCUGAAUAUUCGUACAAGCGACAUAAAGAAACAGGCAAAUGUUUUCGAUUCUGUAGGUUACGUGAAGAAAAACGUCUGCAGCGGGCAAAAACACCCAAAACGUCGAUUUACCCGCGUCGAUGCAACAAAUGCUCGAAAGUUUACAAAAACAAGCAUUCUUAUUAUAAACACAAACGUCGAUGCGUUGGAGGCAGCUUUGAUGACGACGAUGUGAAUAACGAUGAUGAAUUCAGCAACGCUGCUGAUGAUGAUGAUGAUGAACUUGUCAGUGUUGAUGUCGAUGUCGUCGAAGUAGACGGUAACAGUAUUGAGAAUAUACCUGUCACCGAUAAUAAAGAGAAUAUCGACGAUAUUACUUCGAAUUUCAUUCUAACUUUGGACGUGGAUAAGAAUUUCAGCGAUGACAGUAGCCUGUACCCGAGAAUCUGCGAACUUUGCCAUAAAGUGUUCAAAACGCAGGAUCAAUUCGAGAUGCAUAAAGCGAACACAAAAUGUUCUGGAAUCGAAGUGAGAAAAAAACCACCGCAGCCUAUAAUGAAAGUGAAUUCUACUUCGAUACAUUAUCGUCGUUGUGGUAAUUGUAACAAAGUCAUUAAUCAUAAACAACUCUACAAUAAUCACAUCAAGAGAUGUGGCAAAGUAUUGUCAACUGUUGCUGUUUUAAAACAAGCUUUCGAUUUUGUACCAGUUGCUCAACCUACGUUACCGCCACCAACGUCAGAUUCUCGUACAUCGCCAGAGACCAACACGCAGUCAUCGUAUUCUAAAUUAUGUAACGCAUGUGGAGUGAUUUUCGGUACAAAAAGAAGCCUAAGUCAGCACUCCUGUCCGGCUAAAAGUAAUUCACCAGAAACUGAUGCUACCAACGGCAUGUAUCCUAGAACUUGCGAUCAUUGCAACUUGUCUUUCCGCUCUAAAUGGCAAUUUUAUCGCCAUAAAGCUAAAUGUGCCGGCUACCAAGACAGCGCGUUAGAUAAAGCAGACGAUUCGUACGUUAGUUGUGAUUAUUGUCUGAGAAAAUUCCAGACGUAUUUGCUAUACACCGAACAUGUGAAAACUUCUCAUCCCGAAGUAAAAGUUAUACAAAUGCCGGUGAAACAAAAGUACAAGUAUCCUAGAAAAUGUUUGAGAUGCUUCGUCGUCUACUCGACUGCUCAAACGUUUUGCAAUCAUAAAAAAAAAUGUGCUCUCAGAGACCCGCGUUCAUUCGACGGCGAAUUCUCACAAGACCCAAAUGCGGAAAUAGGUCCUGAAUCGAGAACUUGCAAAGAAUGUUUUCACACGUACUCGAAUCGUCAGUCAUUUUGUAACCAUAGAGCGAGAGGACUUUGCCAAAAGUUUGCUGCGAAUAAAAUGUAUCCAAGACGAUGCGAAUUUUGCUCCAAUAUAUAUUCUAGUAAGCAAACUUAUCACCAUCAUAAAAUCAGAUGCCCGAAUUUUGGCAAAGAAGAAGCUCGUAGAGUUCGAACGCCAAUGUAUCCUCGCACUUGUAACCGAUGCAAUCGUACCUUCGCGUAUAAACAGGUCUACUAUAAACACCAGAAAGCUUGUGAAAAUCAACACAAUACAACAUCGGUAGAAGACGAAAUCGACGACUCGAGUGUAGAUCAUACCGAUCUUGAUUACGAACCUCUGCCUACAUCGAGUUCCUAUACUCCCAAAAUGUAUCCGAGAAUGUGCGAAUUCUGUCGUAAAACGUACGCUAAUCGUCAUUCAUUCAGUAAACAUAAACCACGCUGUGUUCCAGUUUCACCAGUCGUCAAUAUCACCGAAGAUGCGGAUACUUCCGCGCAGAUUUCAGAAUCAUCGUUUUAUCCGCGAGAAUGCGAAAACUGUCUGGGAACUUUUCAAAACGCAGCAACUUUCAACGCCCAUAAAAUACGAUGCGAUUUCUUCGAAACCAAAGUAAACGAAUCGGAUUUUAGAUCUUACAUAAAGUCGAGCUGCGAACAUUGUCGUAACAUAGUGAAUCAGUACAGACGUAUUUUCCAUCAGCAUUUGGAGCAGUGCACAGAUCCGAUUAUUGUGACUCCAUAUCCGCCCUUGAUUACUCAACGCGAACCCCAACCUCAACCUAAACGGGUAUCGAAUAUUUUGGACGAAAGUAGUAUUUGCGACUGUUGCGGUUUGUUUUUCGAAACUAGGGAAGAAAUCGAAUUGCACAAAAAAUCAUUCCGGGUGCCCGAAGAUACUGCGGUUCUCGAAUGCGGCGUUUGCAUGGAAACAUUCGAUUCGAAAGAAGAGGCGGAAGUUCAUAAAGCGAGAUGUAUAUUGAACGUGAGCAACAAAACGUAUCCUAGGUUUUGCGAAUGCUGUAGGAAAAUUUAUAAAACCAAACAAACGUUCUACAAUCAUAAGAAAAAUUGCCACGUGCAUUGUUUGAAGUAUUUCGUGUUGAAAGACUGCGAUAAUUGCAAGUUACCUUUUAAAUGCGAAAAAAUGUACAUGGAACAUGUGCAAAAAUGUGUGCCACUUGGCGAUGCAGAUAUUGCAGCCGAAUGCGAAGUUUCUGUCGAACCAAUGGAUGAACAGAUCCUUGGCGCGUGAAUUUCUCAAUGAUUAUUUUAGUGUUGUAUAGUGUUAUGAUUAUGACCAUUUUUUUAAAAAAUAUAAUUCAUUAUUCGUA
Messenger RNA from Planococcus citri (citrus mealybug), 2922 nucleotides. RefSeq names its product zinc finger protein 91-like. Gene Ontology annotation, cellular component: chromosome. The coding region runs from base 171 to 2843 and encodes 890 amino acids. Gene Ontology annotation, molecular function: chromatin insulator sequence binding. Gene Ontology annotation, biological process: regulation of transcription by RNA polymerase II. NCBI's taxonomy places the organism in Eukaryota, Metazoa, Arthropoda, Insecta, Hemiptera, Pseudococcidae. The transcript is spliced from 2 exons. The record is from RefSeq and is a predicted model, not a curated record.